AAAAAUGAAAGUCUUGGUAUUGGCAUUACUUGUAUUUGUGGCACUGGCCACUAUUCAGAAAAGCGAGGCGUUCAAUCUAUUCGGACGGAACAAGGAAGCGAAGAAUGACUCCCAAGCAUCUCCUCUGGAUAGCAGUGAAAUAAAAGAAGAAAUUUCUCCAGCUUCCUCCAACAAACCUACUAGAAGACCUUUUCCUCCACCAUCACCUUCAGAUCGACCAGGACCACGUCCAAGACCUUCUCCGCGUCCAAGACCUUCACCACCACCACGUCCUUCACCACCAUCAACACCUUGCGACUAACCUCCAUUACCUCAAUUACCAUAGCCGUCGGAUCAAGUUAAAUUAUUUCUUUCUGAUAAGACAUAUCUUCCCAAAAAAUAGUUUUUAAUUAGUAUAUCCCUAUAUUAACUAAAUACAUUUUAUUUUACUUUGGUUUUUGAUAUAAUAAAAUGAAUUAGUCCUGAUGUUUA
Messenger RNA from Sitophilus oryzae (rice weevil), 471 nucleotides. Its product is annotated as cathelicidin-3-like. The coding region runs from base 5 to 301 and encodes 98 amino acids. The record is from RefSeq and is a predicted model, not a curated record. The transcript has 2 exons. NCBI's taxonomy places the organism in Eukaryota, Metazoa, Arthropoda, Insecta, Coleoptera, Curculionidae.